Molecule: messenger RNA, 1960 nt
Organism: Magnolia sinica
Lineage: Eukaryota; Viridiplantae; Streptophyta; Magnoliopsida; Magnoliales; Magnoliaceae
Product: AAA-ATPase At3g28510-like
Exons: 2
Coding region: 96-1577 (493 amino acids)
Molecular function (GO): ATP binding; ATP hydrolysis activity
Source: RefSeq, a predicted model, not a curated record
CCCUCCAUUUCCUUUAUAAAACGAACUCUCCCCACAUCUCACCCUCUACUCUCUCCACCCCCCUCCCAAAAAACCACAAACCACCCCCAAAAAACAUGGAAUUCCUGGACUGGAAGUCCAUCGGCUCGCUCCUCGCCACCUUCAUGUUCCUCCGCACCGCUCUCCGUGACUUCCUCCCUCCUGAAAUCUCCGAACCCCUCAAACGCUUCUUCUUCCGCCUCUUCACCGCUCUCCAGACCAACGUCUCCAUCAUCAUCGACGAAUUCGAUUCCUCCUACGACAACGAGAUUUUCGACUCUGUACAGUGCUACUUGAGCACCAAAUGCUUUUCCUCUGCCAAAAUCCUUAAACUCUCAAAACCCAAGAACUCGAAGAACCUGACUUUCUUGAUGGACUCCAACCAGAAGAUCGAGGAAAUCUUCGAAGGCAUUCGAGUAAAGUGGUCUCUGCAUUCCAUUGAGAAAAAGUCCAAUAAUUAUGGAUAUGUCCGAUCUCAAGAAAGCCGCUUUUUCAAAUUAUCAUUCCACAAGAAGUUUAAGCCUAGGGUACAUUCAGUUUAUCUUCCCCACGUAUUAGAAGAAGCCGCAAAUAUAAAAUUCAAGAACAGGCAGAGGAAGCUCUACACUAACAGAUCGGCGAAGGACUGGGGACGACGGCUGUGGUCGUCAGUACCUUUCUCACAUCCGUCUAAUUUUGAUACCGUGGCGAUCGACCCAGCUCUGAAGGAGGAGAUCAAAACGGAUUUGCUGAAGUUUGUGAGUAGGCAGGAGUAUUAUAACAGGGUGGGGAGAGCUUGGAAGAGAGGGUAUCUUUUGUAUGGCCCACCUGGGACAGGUAAGACUAGCUUGAUCGCUGCAAUUGCAAAUUUUCUGGAGUUUGAUAUCUAUGAUCUGGAGUUAACGGCAGUCACGAGCAAUUCACAGCUGCGGCAGCUGCUGAUUGCGACAUCGAGUAAGUCAGUGAUUGUUGUGGAGGAUGUGGAUUGCUCGCUGGAUCUUUCGGACAGAAAGAAGCGGUCUGGGGAGGAGAAGGAGAAGACCGAUUGCGGACCAGAAGCAGAGGAGAAGGGAGAGAAGGAGAAGAAUGGCGGAGGCACGGCGUUUAGCAUGGUGAGCCUGUCUGGAGUGUUGAAUUUCGUUGAUGGGCUGUGGUCGUGCUGUGGUGGGGAGCGGCUGAUGAUCUUCACGACAAACCACAAGGAGAAUCUGGAUCAGGCGCUGCUGCGAGCAGGCCGUAUGGACAAGCACAUCAACCUUAGUUACUGCGAAUUCGAUGCGUUCAAGAUACUAGCAAGGAAUUACCUGUACAUCGACGAUCAUGAGCUUUUCAGGGAGAUUGAGGAGGUUCUGGUGCCAGCGAAGAUGACACCGGCCGACAUGGCGGAGAUUUUCAUGAGCUGCAAUGACGACACUGAUUUGGGGAUGAGGAAUGUGUUAGAGGAGAUGAAGAGGAGGUUGGCUGCAGAGGAAUGCAAGAAGGAAAUUGAAGGGAUGGAGAAAGAGGUUGUUGUUGAAGACAAGGAACAGAUGGGGAAGGAGAUGGAAGCAGAGGAAGCGGGGAAAGUGCACAAGGAGUAGAUCAUCAAGCACCCAAUCUAUGUACACGUGGCAUACGUGUCUAAGAUCCAGACCAUUCAUCCAUUGCUCCGAAAACCACAGUGAUCGAUCAGAUGAUUCUAACCAUCUAUUGCUAAUUUUGAUUUCACACAUUUGAUGAUAACAGAUGGUUGGUUGGAAUUUUAGUAUACGCCCAUUUGGAAUUCUCAAGAGUGGCCCAAACAAAGAACGGUCUGGAUUGCACACGCGUGUGCCACAUGGAGGAGAUUGUGUGCUUGAUAACUUGAUAAUAUUACAACUGGGUCCUCUUUUAUCUUUUGGGUCUGUUUUUGUUUGCCCCAUUUGUUGCGGUUGGUCUCAUUAGAUUAAUGGUAUAGAUCUGCUAUGAUGAUUUCGUAACUGAA